This is a messenger RNA of Perognathus longimembris pacificus (Pacific pocket mouse), 2879 nucleotides long. RefSeq names its product melanoma antigen preferentially expressed in tumors-like. NCBI's taxonomy places the organism in Eukaryota, Metazoa, Chordata, Mammalia, Rodentia, Heteromyidae. Gene Ontology annotation, cellular component: cytoplasm. The coding region runs from base 1519 to 2643 and encodes 374 amino acids. The transcript is spliced from 4 exons. The record is from RefSeq and is a predicted model, not a curated record.
UGUGCAAAUCUGUCCAGGUCCCACUUUAUAAGAAGCAUCCUAGUUAUACUAGAGACCCUACUGUCAGAAUGCGGUCCUUUUCACAACACAUGCUCAGGGAUGUCAAGCACUCAAGAGCCGACUAUUAGUGGGGUCUGUGGACACGGGUUUUCAGUUCUGGAAACUGGGCUAACGUGUCAUUAACUUUCAGAUUAUGCAUCAUCGAUUCGUGGCAUGUCAGGUGUGGCAGUUCUUGGCUUUGCAUGGUCAGAUCUUGCUGUCAUUUUCCUUGAAUUAGGGGGUCUGCAGGUUGGCAAGUCUCUGUUCUAUGUAACAAGUUACUCUGUUAAGGACUGAAGUCCAAAGGUGAUUGCUUAUCAAUAUCCACAUCAUCAUUCUCUGCCAUUAGAAUUUUUAACUCCCUGCCUAAAUUUACAUCAUAUACAAUUGCUAUUUUGACAUUGUUGUUGGUGCCUAUGUUUUUCUAACAUUAGUUAGCUAAUGGUAGUGAAGCUUAGGACCUGUUGCUCACUAGGUAAGUAUUUUACACUGGAGACAUUCCCUCAUGUUUUCCAGAUAGUGUUGUGUUUUUGCCUGAGACAGCCUUGGUCCAUGAUAUGUCCACAUCCACCUCUUAAGCAGCCUAGAAUACAGAUGUAAAGUAUAAUUCUUGCUAGGAAUCUUUGUCUUCUUUCUGCUUUGGAAGUACUGGAGUUUGAUCUAAGGCUUGUGCUUCCUAGACAGGUAAUCUGCUGAGUCUGGUUAUGCACUGUUCUUUUCUUGUGAUAAAGUCUUAAUGUUUGCUUAAGAGAGAAGGAAACAGUGUGGGCCAUGUGGCAUUCCCAUUCUCGUCCUUGGCAAAAUAAGAACAUCUGAAACCUAAUAUGUAUUAAAAUUGGAAAUAUUUUGAUAGCUAACAUGAUGUCAAACUAGGAAAUUCUACACCUGAAGUUUGGUUUAUGCCUAGAAUUUUUUAAAAUAUCAAGUAAACCAGAAGGAUUGCAUUUGUAUAGUAAUCUACUCUAUAAAAUUGUAAAUGUUAUGUAAAAGAUCCUGAAUAUCUGUAUGUGAAUUGAACCUAAAACAUACAUGUGUUUGGCAUUUCGGCAGUUAGACUAAUCAGAAUACCAACUAAUACAUAAGGCAGAUAUUUCAAAAUUGAGAAAUACUCAAAGCCCAAACCCUCCUGGUCUGUGGCUUUUUUUGAGAAGUUACUGUCUCAGCCUUUUCCCUACAAAAGGCUGUGCCAGCUUUUAAACUCCUUGUUAUUCACUUUUCAGGAAGGCUAGAAUUAGUGAGAACAAAGUGGGACAGUGGUCAUUUCAUUUUCUUCAGCUCUGGGCCAGAUGUUUGUCCUGGUGUCAGUCAGUAGAGGCAUAGACCUGGUUUUAUGGCCACAGAAUGUAGAAGAUAAUUUGGCAGACUGAAUUUUCUCUGCUGUUUCCAGACCAAUGGCAUUGGCCCUGGAUUGAUCUCUCUGAAGGGAGGAAGAAAAUGCAGUUGUUCACACUUAGCCUGAGAAGUUAACUAAGUGCCUGCAUGUUUCCCCAGCAUUUUUUUCCCAACAGAUUCAUCAGGAUGAGUAUGUGUGGCCCACCAAGCCUCCUGGAGCUGGCUGUACAGAGCCUGCUGAAGGAUGAUGCUUUGGUCAUUGCUGCUCUGGAAGAGCUGCCUGUAGAGCUCUUCCCACCUCUGUUCAUGGCAGCCUAUACUGGGAGACACAAUGAGAGUGUGAAGAGGAUUGUGCAGGCCUGGCCCUUUGCCUACCUCCCUCUGGGGUCCCUGCUGAAGGAAGGGCAACCACACCAGGAGAACUUCCAAGCUGUGCUCAGUGGGCUCGAUGCCCUGCUUGCUGAAGACAUUUGCCCUAGGCAGGGGAAACUGCAAGUACUGGAUCUAUGUCAGAAAACUAUAUGGUCUGGUAGCAGGGAUGGCAUGUGCUCACUGUCCCAGGCCAUCCUGCCAUUGAUGAAGACACAGAUGUCCCAGUGUAGUUCUUGGGAGGAGGAGGAGCAGUUUGUGGAGACGUUCAGCUCUCAGUUGCUCAGUCUACAUCACCUCCAGGAGCUUCAUUUGGAAUCCAUCAGCUCUCUUGAAGGCUCCUUGUGCAGUUUGCUCAGGUGCCUGAGGAGCCCCUUGAAGAUCCUCUCUCUCACCAAUUGUCUGCUUCUAGAAUCAGACUUGAUGAAUUUGUCUAAGUGCCCCAAUACAAGACAGCUAAGGGGACUGUGUCUAAAUAGGGUUAUCCUGAUGGACAUAAGUUCUGAGACCCUGGAAGCACUGCUAGAGAAUGUAUCGAGUACCCUCCAGGUCCUGAGCCUAGAGGAAUGUGGGAUCAUGAACCUCCAACUCACUGCCAUUCUGCCUGCCCUGAGACACUGUUCCCAGCUCACAACCUUUAGCUUUUCUGGGAACCCCAUCUCCAUAAAUGUGCUGUUGCGAGUCGUUCGCCACACCAUUGGACUGACCAACUUAAGGCGUGUGCGGUACCCUGCACCACUGGAAUUUUAUGAGCAUGUUGGAGAUGGGUUGCUUGCUACCCUACAAGCCAAGCUGAUGCAGAUGCUACAAGAGUUGGGGCGGUCAGACAUGGGGUGGCUCAGUGGCAAACCCUGUCCUCAUCGUGAGUGGCCCUUCAGUGACCUGUGGCCCAUGCCCUGGUAGCAUCUACACAGGUAAGUAGCCCUAUCCACAGCUUUGGUCUGGACAUGUGGACACCGAAGCGUACAAAUCACAGAAGCCACAGUUACAAAGGACUGCUCAUGGUAAGCAGGAAAAGGAAAGAUGAUCAGGGAUGCGAGUUAGACAUUGACUUGGGGCAGUUUGGUCAUUGUCAAAAAUAUCCUAAGGCAUUACAAAUGAGAAUUUGAAAUUUUACAUGGGUAGGGUGAUGUAUAAGA